CACUCUCUCUUCUCUUCACCAAAAAUCACCUACUCCUAAUUUCCUUCUUUGAUCUUCUAUUUCCCCCUAUUUUAAAAUGACUAAGCUUUUCUCGCAUGGUCAUAAUUUCAUUAUUUUCUUCAUUAUCAGUAGUUUAAUGUCCAUUAUAGGAAACUUAAGGCCUUGGAGUCCUUCUAUUACUUAUGAAAUUCUAUCCCUUAAUAUUUCAUCUAAACUUAGUACAAAUUCAGAUGCCAUUAAAGCAUCUUCCAAAGAUUUUGGAAAAAUUGUUCAAGAAAUAUUCCCAGCUGCGGUUCUUCAUCCUUCUUGUGUUAAUGACAUAAUUGACCUCAUUCAAUUUUCCUGUGGACUUUCUGUCCCUUUUCAUAUAGCAGCCAGAGGUCAUGGCCAUUCCAUUAGGGGACAAGCCAUGGCACAAAAUGGGGUUGUUGUGGAAAUGAAUUCUUUAACUAAUAAUAAUAGUAAUAAUUCAAAUAAUGGAAUUAGGGUUUCUAGGGAUUCUUCUUUAGGGUUUUAUGUGGAUGUUGGAGGUGAGCAGUUAUGGAUUGAUGUUCUUCAUGCCACCCUCGAGCAUGGCCUAGCACCUGUCUCGUGGACGGAUUAUUUGUACCUCACCGUUGGUGGUACUCUCUCUAAUGCCGGAAUUAGUGGCCAAACUUUCCGACAUGGUCCUCAAAUCAGUAAUAUUCAUGAAUUGGAUGUUAUUACAGGUAAAGGGGAAUUUGUGACUUGCUCCAAACACAUGAAUUCAGAGCUAUUUUUUGCAGUUUUAGGAGGUUUGGGACAGUUUGGAAUAAUAACCAGGGCAAGAAUUGUCUUGGAUAAAGCACCGACAAGAGUGAAAUGGAUGAGAAUGUUGUAUGAUGAUUUCUCAAAAUUCACAAAAGAUCAAGAACAUCUUAUUUCAAUUGAUGGAUUGGACUAUGUUGAAGGCUCACUAAUUAUGGAACAAAGCCCAGUAAAUAACUGGAGAUCUUCAUUUUUCUCACCUUCCAAUCAGACCAAAAUUGGUAGCUUAUUAUCCCAAAAUGGAAUUAUCUAUUGCAUAGAAAUGGUCAAGUACUAUGAUGAUCACACUGCUAAUACUAUUGAUGAGGAAUUGAAGAAGUUGGUAAAAGGGUUAAACUAUUUGCCUGGAUUUAUGUUCAAGAAAGAUGCCACUUAUGUGGAUUUUUUGAAUAGAGUAAGAAGUGGGGAACUAGAGCUGCAAUCAAAAGGAAUGUGGGAUGUUCCUCAUCCAUGGCUCAAUCUGUUUGUACCAAAGUCAUCUAUCAUGGAUUUCAAUGCUGCUGUUUUUGUGGACAUUAUACUCAGACAAAACAGGCCAACUGGACCAAUCCUUGUAUACCCAACAAGCAGGAAAAAAUGGGAUGAGAGAAUGUCAGCAGUGAUACCAGAGGAGGAGACAUUUUACUGUGUAGGGCUAUUGCAUUCUUCAAGUGGAUGUGAUGAAUGCAAGAUUUUGGAUGCUCAAAAUGAUGAAAUAUUGAACUUCUGUGACAAAGCUGGCCUCAACAUUAAGCAGUAUCUUCCACAUUACAAAACAAAGGAAGAUUGGAUAAAACAUUUUGGGAAAAAGUGGAACACUUUUCAACAAAGAAAAAAUCAGUUUGAUCCAAAGAUGAUUCUAUCACCUGGACAAAGAAUUUUUAAUUAGUUUUAAUUAGUUCUUCACCAAUAAUGUAGUAGGAUAAGCAUAGGUGUGGUGGGCAAUGUGCUUAAUUAGUUGUAUUGUGCUAUAAUGAUAUUAAAAUACAAUAAAAGUUUUUAUUGUUUUAGUUGAUUUCGUUUGUGGUACAUUAAUUGAAAGAUAAAGUAUAAUGAUGCAAUGUUUUCUAGUUAAUUAUGAUAUAUCAGUCUUUAGCAUCAAAAAGAAAAGAAAAGAUGAAUUAAAUAAAAAUCAAAAUUUCUUUCGUAAGCCACAUGGCUCAGUUCCUUCAUGAGAAGUAACUCCAACCUUCCUUAGCAUAUUCUCCUAAAUUGUCAAAUCUUCUUUAUGUGUACGACUAUAUUGGUUACCCUCCCUCCAAGUAUAUUCGACAUGACCUUGUUUGCUUCCAGCAAAU
Molecule: messenger RNA, 2066 nt
Organism: Lycium ferocissimum
Lineage: Eukaryota; Viridiplantae; Streptophyta; Magnoliopsida; Solanales; Solanaceae
Product: cytokinin dehydrogenase 3-like
Exons: 5
Coding region: 77-1657 (526 amino acids)
Biological process (GO): cytokinin metabolic process
Molecular function (GO): cytokinin dehydrogenase activity; FAD binding
Source: RefSeq, a predicted model, not a curated record